Molecule: messenger RNA, 951 nt
Organism: Photinus pyralis (common eastern firefly)
Lineage: Eukaryota; Metazoa; Arthropoda; Insecta; Coleoptera; Lampyridae
Exons: 1
Coding region: 1-951 (316 amino acids)
Biological process (GO): DNA integration
Molecular function (GO): nucleic acid binding
Source: RefSeq, a predicted model, not a curated record
AUGGCCGAUUUACCUCCUUCUCGUGUACAAGCUGCACCUCCAUUCUCCACCGUUGGCGUAGAUUAUGGAGGUCCUUUCCUCAUUAAAAACCACAAGGGCCGAGGUGCCAAAACCUCUAAGAGCUAUUUAUGCCUUUUCAUCUGCUUUGUGACCAAAGCAGUUCAUUUGGAACUGGUGACUAAUCUAACAUCGGAGUCCUUCAUAAUGACAUUCAGGCGGUUUGCUUCCCGCCGAGGAAAACCGUCUCACGUGUAUUCCGACAACGGAACCAAUUUUGUUGGAGCCAAUUCGCUACUGAAAGAAUUGAGCUUAUUUUUAAAGAGUAACGGCGAUCACAUCAAUAAAACGUUUGCUGUUGAAGGCACCACAUGGCACUUUAUUCCUGCCCAUAGUCCUCAUUUUGGAGGCCUGUGGGAGGCCGGUAUAAAAUCCGUAAAAUCACACUUAAGGAGAGUAUUAGGUACAUCCUUACUCACGUAUGAAGAAUUUAGUACUUUGCUAUCUCAAAUUGAAGCGACUAUCAACUCCCGUCCGCUUUCUCCCUUAUCAAGCGAUCCCAAUGACUUCCAACCCCUCACGCCGGCACAUUUUUUGAUUGGAAGACCACUGACCUCACUGCCAGAUCCAGACGUCAGCAGUAUACCGAUUCCACGUCUCAAAGCAUUUGAGCUAGUUCAACAACUUCAUCAACGCCUGUGGAAGAGAUGGAGUAAAGAAUAUGUAAGCGAGCUACAGCAGCGCACGAAAUGGCGAUCUCAUCUGUCCGACCUCAAAAAUGGCACCUUGGUGCUCUUGAAAGAAGAUAACCAGCCACCUCUACAUUGGAAGCUGGGUCUUGUUGUAGCUGUUCAUCCCGGUGCAGACGGAGUAGCGCGAGUUGCAUCUGUGAAAACUAUAAAUGGAGUGGUGAAACGUUCUUUUGCAAAAAUUUGUCCUCUGCCAAUCGUAUAG